This is a messenger RNA of Corvus hawaiiensis (hawaiian crow), 17134 nucleotides long. RefSeq names its product zinc finger protein 488 (gene ZNF488). Gene Ontology annotation, cellular component: nucleus. The record is from RefSeq and is a predicted model, not a curated record. Gene Ontology annotation, biological process: regulation of DNA-templated transcription. The coding region runs from base 3918 to 5549 and encodes 543 amino acids. Lineage: Eukaryota; Metazoa; Chordata; Aves; Passeriformes; Corvidae. The transcript is spliced from 5 exons. Gene Ontology annotation, molecular function: protein binding.
CGGGACCGGGGCCGGGCUGUCCCGGGGCCGGGAAUGGCCGGGGAGCAGGUGAGGGCACUGAAGUGUCCCUUGCUGACUUGUGCCUAACCCUGGCCUUGCCACCGCCCGCUUCAGUGCGGCAGCGAGGGGCCCCGAGCAGAGUGCCCCGAGCAGCGGGUGCCGAGCCAGGGCUGCCGGGGGCGAUGCCGAGGCGGAGGGGGAGGCGGGUCCCUCUCGGCAGCCCCCCGGCAGUAGCCCUUCUCCUCCCUCCCGGCUCCUCUUCUCUCGCCGAGAACUCUCGAGCAUCAGUUGUUCUUUUUAUUGGUUACAGCUCUCCUCAUCCUUCCAACUUCGACAGGUGAUCAGAGCAUCGUGGCUGUUUUAGGUACCUACUUAGGAUCUAACUGCUUUUAAGAAAUUGAUGAACUUUGUUUGGAAUAGCUCACAUUGUUAUUCUCUGUUUGUGUGUAUUCCUUAUAUCAUGGAUAUCCAUGUAGUAGAAAUUUCUUACAUAAGUUAGGAGCUGUUAUUGCCAUCAGUUUAAAAUGUCACAUUGAUCUUUGAAUGUGCAAACCUUUACAUGAAAAGAUUUCUAUUGGAAUUCAGUCCACUGAAAAUGUUUGAAGCAUUUUAAUGACUUUGUUCUGAGAUCUGACAGCUGCUAGUUGAAAGAAAUGUCAGUAGAAACUUGAUGGAAGAUAAGAUAUUUAAAUAGUUUUGUAUUUUUAGUAUAGUUGCUUUUAAAUGAGAAGCAGUUGCACUCAUGCAUGAAAUUCAGAAUUUAAUAAUAAAUUAUGUCUCAGGAGUUUUCCCUUAUUUUGGCUUUUAAAAAUGCAAAAUGUAGCACUUGACAGCUUUUGUUACCAUUUCUUAAGUAUAACUGGUACUAGAGAGAGGAAUAGAGGAAUUUCUUUGGGCAAUAGGGUGAUUAAAUUUAUGUCUUUUAAUGUAUAAAACUACACCAAAGCAUAAGCUGUUCUUUGAGAAUGCAAUUCUUUUUUUUUGUUUGUUUGUUUUUUGUAUUUAAGCUAUACUGUUUUUCCAGUAUUUCAAAGCAAAGUAGAGCUGCAUUAUGGAACUCUAUAGAGAUAUAAUUUUAUAAAAAAACCCAGUUUUGUAGCCAUAGAAAUACUAAUGUAAAGUCAAAGUAUUUAGAUGCUGUUAGCUGAACAUAAUAUAACUAGAUGAGAAAGUACAAAAAUAAAUUAUGUGUAAGAAUUACAGAUUGUACCCAAGAUCUUACAAAAGAAAUUACUUGGCUAAAUCCUAGUAUUUACAGAUGGAUAUUUCCAUGUCUGUAAUGUUGUGAUUCUGUAAAUAUAAUUUUCACGCAGUGCAGUCUUAUCUUACCUGCAGUUGCUAUUGACAAACACCAGGUCAAAGAACAAAAUAUUUUCUUGGAAAACACAUUACUUUAGGUAAGACCUCUUUUAAUUUACAAAAUUGCUUUCAAUUAAAAGGUUUCUUGGCUUCAUUGUAGUGUAAAAUAACUUAUUUAUGUUGCUUCCCACAAUUUCACCUUGCAUAGUGUCCUUCAGCUCUGUCACUUGCUCUUAUUGGAGUUGACAUCAUGUAGUAAGUUUAGCACUAAUGUAAAUAAGAUUAGUGUAAGUUAAUGCCACUUAGUACUGUUGAAGAAAUCUCCAGCAUCAGCCAUGUGAAAGUAACUGAUCCUUGUUUAAAAAUGUUUCAUUUUAAAUACAAAUGAUGAACAUGUGAAAUCACAAAAAAAUAAACAGGUGUAUGUGUGGCUGUAUGUAUAGUUGUGAAUGCAUGUAUGUGGAUAUAUGCUUUUCUGUCUUUAUGUAUAUGCUUUUCUGUUGGAAAGAAACAUUAGAGCAGAUAUUACUGUUUUUUUAAAGUUGCCAAAAUCUAUAACAGGACUCUUAAAUAGGAGCAUACCUUAAUAUAUCUUUAAUUUUAACCAGAUAAUGUAAUUUUUUAAAAUUUCUGAAAAAGAGUAAUCAAUGUGAAUUGUAUGAAGAGAGAAGACAAAUAUUUGUGACUGUUUUCACAAGUUACACAUUUUGUUCCUGUCUGUUUGUGUUUGGUUCAGUCUGUUUGUGCUUGAUUCACACUGUUUGUGCUUGGGUCGUGUUUUUGGUUUGCUGUUGUUUCUCUGUUUUCUGUGGUUGCAUACAGGCAAUGGUGGUUUUGUAUGCAUGGAUGCCUUGGUGAAGGAGCAAAUGCACAGAUCUAUGUGAGAACAAAUGUGCUAGCACAAAUUGCUGUGGUCAGGGCUGCUGUUUAUGUGAAUCAAGGAUUUUGCUGAAAGUAGGUACACACAUCUGUGUGACAAGUAACUUUCUUACACUCUGUGACAGAUGAAUAGUUGCCUUCUUUAUUCCCUCUGUCAUGGAAUAACAUUUGCUUUCUGUUCUGCAUGUCCCCUGUAAAAUUCAAACUUCCUGUGAUAUUUUGGGGCAUUAUGUCAAUUGCUGAAUGGUGAACAAUGCCAGAGCAGCAGGUGCAGAAACCAGACCAAGUCUAUGAGGUGACCACCAGCACAGUGCAGGCCUAGAAUAGGAAAUACUUUGAGCUCUGAACUGAAAUAUAUCCAUAGAGUGUAUGGCAUGUACAGCUGUAUAAACAGCUGAAAUUAUUUAUUUGUAACAUUUACAGUCUGAUAAUCCUCAACCCUGGCUGAAGAAUUAAAACAUGCUCCCUUUAUCCUACAGAAGCCCAAUUUUUUCCUUUAUCCCACAGAAACCCUGUUUUUUAGGUCUUAGGCCUUGAAACCACAGGAGUGAAGUGGUGGAUAACCAUACUGCUUCAUAAAAUAGAACAUCUGUAAGCCAGUGAAGAGUCAGCCCUUCACACAAAAAUAAAGUCUUUGAAAGGCAGUAGACUACGGAGCUGUAGUCAUCCCCUCUUCAUCCACAGGUGGAUUGUCUGAUUUAUGAAAGACUUGUACAACCCAGUACCAUCCAACAGGGUCCAUUAGAUUAGAUGCAGUGCCAGACAGAAGCGUUCAUUCUGUCCUUGGGACCAACCCAGCUGGAAAGGAAUAUUGACAUUUUAUGCAUCAUGAAGCCAAAUUCCUAGACACAGUCUAUUUGAACCGCUGGGAUUGCAGAAAAUAAAUGUAUUUCAUGCUUUCCAAUGGAUCCAGCAUGGUAUUACUGUUGCUCAUUGUCCAGUUUGAGAUAUCAAGAGUUCUCCCAGUGCCUGCGCUGAUUUCUUGUAUUUGAGCACUGGAAGGGAUGGAACAGAGACCUCAGUGGCCCUGUUGUUUGUGUCCUGCCAGACUGAAAACCUCCAGCUAAAUCAAGGAAGGCUUCAUGUGCAACUGUGCAGAUACUGUUGCAUCACGCAUGCCAACAAGAGAGUAUUAACCAGGCUUUCCAGCUGUGUGGGAUAGCCCAUUCCUUUCCUACCUACCACAUUUUUUGCCAUGGAAGAGAGUGGAGGUAGAAAUAGGGGUUCAAUGUGGAAAUUCUGAAAACCAUAGGGAAGUUUGGUGCUGAGUUGCCAUUUGAGAGCCAGUGGGGUGAGAGUACGUGACUCUGCUGGGACUUCUUCAAAUCUCAGUUUUUUUCUCAUCAAACUAGAUGUGAUGCUCAGUCUCAGGCAUUUUGUUCCUGGACAUCAGGUGAAGACGCAAGGUAAUUGCAUCCUUGUGGUGGUCUUGGAGACGUGACUUAAUCUUCACCUGCUUUGGAGAGGGAGGUCUGCGUGUCUGUGUGGCAGCUACCAUGCGUCAGGAGAGAGGCCACUUCAACUUUCCCUAGUCUCAGAGAAAAUAAGAAGAAACCUGAAAGCUUUUCUUUUAAUUUCCACUUCCAAAUGGUUCCUGUAUGUCACAAGACUUGUUUAAAGCAAAUGUGGAGCAUGAGAUGAUGGAAGACAAUCUGAAGACCACAGAGCCUUAAAAUAGUAAGAAUUGGAGAAGUGCUCCCUGAAGAUGUCAUGAUGAUACAAUAAAAAAGUGGUUUAUAAUGGAACUUACAUCUUUGCCUAAAUUCCUUUGGACAAGUGACAACAAGCUUCUGCAUCACCAUUUUCCGGACAUACUGGCUACUGUUCAUACCACACAAGACAUCCCUGAAGAAGUUGUUUUUGGACCAUGCAUGCUCCAGAACACCCUGCUGGACACUGUGGCUUUCAUUGCUCUCAAGUGUUCCGAUAGACGGACCAUCCACUAUGUAUUUAAGGUAGAUGUUACAUCUGUGUACAGUCCCACAGGACUGCCUUGGAUGAGACUUGUACAAGCAGCUGCCAAUAGCAAGGAGCAGAACUUGGAAGCUUACUUAGAAAACAGUCAGUUAUACUAUCGCUCCACCAGGAAAAUCAAUAAAAAUGAGGAACUGCUUGUCUGGUAUGAUGAGGAGCUUUCCAGCCUCUUGGGUUUCAAUGAGAUAAAAGCUCAGAGUCCCCAGAAUGAGUUGAGAUGCCAAGAAUGCGACCGAGUCUUUAAAUGUGAGCAUUCCUAUCUGUCCCAUGUCCGCUUCCUCUGUGUCCCAGAGAAGAACGCUCUGCUGUGGAGAAACUUCCAGAAUCCUAAAACUGAAAAGAGCAACCUAGCUGAGCAGACCACGAAUUUCCACAGUCUGGCAAGGGACCUGGAAGUCAAAAUGGCAGCUUGUAAAGAUGAUGCACAUGGUCUUAUUGGAGAAAGGAGAGCAAAAUCUGAAGAGGCUGAGAACAACAGGAGCAGGAAAACAGUGUUGUUGGAGAAAACCAAUAAUUUGACUGAGGAACGUAACUGUGGGGGCAAGGAGGAGGUUGUGGGAGAGCAUGCAUUGGCUGGUUCUUUCUGGAAGCUUAGUUCAGGGAGGCAGUCAGCUAGGAAGGAUGCUUUGGAGCAGAAGCAGAGUGCUUUCACUGAGGUCAGGAGGAUGAAAGAGAAGCUGAGGAAUGAGAGACUGCAGGAGCCAGAACAGGAGGAUGGCACAGUCCCACUUGGUAAAGAGCAGGUAUCAAAGGAGGUGUUGCUAAACUCCUCUGGCAGUGCAUUCUCCUUUGUUUGGCCCACCAGAGCUCGAGGAGAACAGAAGAGUGCUUUCAGCAAACCCAAUAAGUGUGUAAUAGAAAGAGCUGCAGUAAAUUCUUCUCAUCCCAUGAGUGAGUCAGCAAAGAGCCUGGGGGAGCUGUCUGGCUUCAUUGCCACCACAGACAUCAUGUGCUGCAGCACUCUUCUCAAUUCCAAGUUCUUUGUCAGUGAUUUGUGUAAUGCUCAGAUGCUGCAGACAAGCAUCACUCAGAGCAAUGUUUUCCCAUAUACCUCAGAACCGUGGCCCAAGCAAGCAGGAGGACAGCUACAAAACACAACCACCACUUCCUCUUCCUCCUCCUCCUCCUCCUCCUCCUCUUCCUCUUCCUUGACUCUUCUUCCCCCCACCUUCACAUCUUUUGGAGUGGCUGCCCAGAACUGGUGUGCCAAAUGCAACCUGUCCUUUCGCAUGACAUCUGAUUUAGUCUUCCACAUGCGGUCACAUCACAAAAAAGAAUACUCCUCAACUGAAUCUCAGUGCAAGAGGAGACGAGAGGAGAAGCUGACGUGUCCCAUUUGCCAUGAGUACUUCCGAGAACGCCAUCAUUUAUCCCGGCACAUGACUUCUCAUAAUUAGAGUGCACACAGAUGUCACCAAGGGACUGGGCAGGUUGGAUCAAGAAGGGAAUGAUAGUUCACUUAUAUCCAUUUCCUUUUGAGUUUACAUUAAUUUCUUUCAGGAAAUCACUGUUUACAAUAAUUUAUAAUAGAUGCUUUGCGAAAAAAAUAUAAAAUGUUUACAAGAGUCUGAGUGAGUUUUAACUUUUGAAAACUCAACCUAGCCCUUGUCAACCUAUUUUUGAGGAAAUAAAAUAGUGAAAUGAAUCCACAUGCAGUGUUAAUUUGCAGAGUAGGGAACAAAAUUAUAGUUAUGCAAACAGAGCUUUCUUUGCUUAUAUUUGAUUUGCUGGUGUCUGUGCAGUACAAUGUAAAUACAGAAAUAACAACCACCUCAUUGAAUGAGGAACAUUUAAGCACUAAAAAAAUCAGAGCUUUUAUGCUAAAAGAAAAUAAGUUACUAUUUUUAGCAGCAUUGGUGGACUCUUACUCCUUUAUGCUAGCUGAAUCAGCUCUUUUACCAAAUUUUUGAGUUAAAAACUGACAUCUUACCAUCUCCUUGGCUUUGAAAGGGACCUGAAUUUAAGAGUGUUUCAAAUUUAUGAUUGUCAACAACUGACCAGCAGACUGCCAAAGAGGAUGGGACUUGUAAAGCAGAAUAUCCAAAUUCUGUUCUAGGCUCUGCUGCUUUUGAAAUAUCUUUUACACAGUGAAAUCAACCUGGGUCUGUAUCAAAAUGUGACCUGUUGUCAACCUUAUUGUGUAGACAGGAAGCAAAUAUUCUAACAUCUGUGUGACUUCAGUAGGCAUACAGAUCUGAUGGGAGUAGAGUUUAGCCUGCGGUUUUCAGGUUUUGGAUAUACCAAAGGAAGCAGUUAGGGUAUCUGAGUUACAAUUAGCUACUGGUAGAUAGAAUCUGCACACUAAUUCUGGAUGAUAGGCUCUAUUCUGGUAACUGCUAGAAGAGGAAUGGCCUUCACAAAAUUAUACAUGAAUUGCACUGCAUUACACCAGCCUGUCUAUCCUCUGGUUCCUACAUGGGCCAAUUACAACUUUUUAAAAAAGAAAGUGGCAUAUUCUUUCUCUUGUCUGUCCAUGAGACAUUUUUCUCAUCUACUUCAUUUUGAGUUUUGCUGAGUCUCAGCAGCAGAUAAAUUUAUACUGCUCUGGAUGGUAGGAAACACUGUCUGUUGGUACUGGAGCCCAACUAAUUAGCCUUUCACUACUUUUAAAAUCUAUUUAGGGGCUAGAUUUUGAUGCUUUAUGACAAUAUGUUCUUCAAGCAAUCAUUUCUCCUGCUCUUGUAUAGGAUUUUUUCAGGUUGUCUGAUGUUUUUGUGGCACAUCUGUGAACCUCACCUGCCUCAUCAAAGGCUAUUACUCCCUUUCAGACAGAGAAUGAUCAGAAACCAUUCAUUUCCCAGCUGAGACUAAAGGACAUUUCAGUAUAUUCUCUGUGUUCCACCAUACUGAUGAUACACUCCACUGGUUUUUGUAUACUGGACAGAGUUUUGAGUUACUUUGACGAUGCCUAGCUUGAUAAUGAAAAUAUCAGCAAGUAAACACAUCUGAACAAUAAAAGAGAGACUGACAGUCUUAGGCUGUCAGUUGAAACCAACAUAUUACACUAAUUUUUAUCUCUUGGGAGAUUUCUAUAAGUCAGGAGAUUGUAUUCUUCCCAGUAUAUUGCUGUUGAACAUUAACACAUGGCUGUUCCCUAUUAAUAUAAAUCACUGGCUAUGAACCCCAGCUUUAUUUUUGAAACACAAAGUGAUAAAACUGUUACAUUAUGUCUUUGAGUUCAGAAGACAGUUCUGGUUGGAUUGUAACACAGCUUUCCAAGGUCAGUGGCGGAAGCUCUUUCACUCGAGUCAUUAAAAACCAAAAUGAACAAAGACUUUGAAACAUGGAGCACAGGGAACAACCUUGCAUUGCGUAGGGGAUGAUGUGGUUUCCUUGUAAUCUUUCCAUCUGUGUUUUGUGUCCAAUAACAUUUACUAUGUAAGGAAUAUAUUUAUGGCAAAGUUUAAUGGGCCAAAUUUCACUCCACCUGGGUGCCAGCCAGUUUACUGUGAAGUCAGUGUCCAUAAAGUGUAAUGAAGGACUCUGUGGUGUAACUGCAUUCAUAUGUGGUCAGGGUUAUAUUUCCUAUUAGCAGUUUAGGCCAGAUUGUGAUCUCAUUUAUUCCAGUGCAAAUCCAAAAUAAUUCCAUGUUGCUACUCCUGAUUUACAUUAAUGACUUUAAGAUCAGCCUGGCCAAGUAUAAAUAAGACUAAAGAUUUUUUGGUACCAUUACUGCAAAAUGUUCUCUUCUGUACUUACUGAAAGAUGCCAUGUUUUCUUAACAGUUUUAUGAUUAGAAACCUAGCUUCAGAUUUCUUCUGGAAGAAGACAGGACCAGCUGUAUAAUGCUCCCCAGUAUUAUUUUGGCACAUCCUUUCAGCAUUACCCUGCUCCAAAUGCCUAUUUUUCCAGUGUACUACACCUGGUAUAUAAUUUAGAUUGGAAUGAAGCAGCACCAAAUCUUACUGGUUACAUUGUUUCAAUGAUUUUGUGUUGGACAAAGUGUAGAAAAUCAACCACUGAAAAACAGAUGCUAAGUCUCAAAACCUCUUCAAAUGGUGUGUUAGACCUACCUCCUUAGAGUUCUCACCGGUAAUCAAACUUCAUCACUUUGCUUAUGGUAUGAGGCUAAGCAAGCAGCAAGGUUACAGGGAGAGAUAGCCUCCCUUUAUGUCAUGGACUUGCUUUCUUUGGGUAAAAAGAAAAGGUAAGAACUCUUACCCAGUUUCCUUGUGGCCCUAUCUCAGCCACAGCAAUUCAUAUACUGUGAUGCUGAGCAAUGUAGGAAUGCCUUCUGUGCACAGAAAGGCAAGAGGACCAGUUAUGAAAAGUGGCAGAGCUGAUUCAAAACGCAAAAAUGAGGGGAGGUUUUUAAUAAGCUUUAUUUCUGAUACUUUCCUCACCUCCUCCAGCUCAGAGGCAGUGCAUUUUGGUCCUGGUAUGUAAAGAUUGAGGAUUUCCCCCUUGUUGCAGGCAGUGUGGGCAAUACUGCCCUUCUUUUUUUGGUAGGUGGCCAUCAGUAUAAAGAUUACAUUAACAAUUUGCUUCUUAUUCUGAGGUAAAGGGUUUUGUGAACUAAGACUUAUUUAGACACACAGCAGACCAUUUACACACACAGCACAACAGUAUGACAACUUUUUGCCUGCUGCAUCUGUGCUGGUAUCAGUGCAAAACCACACAGAUGCCAACAGAACCAGAACUUGGUUCCUGUGUGUAAAACCAGCUCUUGUGUAAAGCUCCUUGUGCAGGCACAGUGAAAGUCUUUUAUGUGUCUCAAGUUUAACUGAGUGUCUCAUCUAAACUAGGUUACAUAAACCAGGGGGCUUAUCCAAAAUUUUUACAGAUUUUAUUUCUUAAAAUGAAAAUAUUCGUAUUAAAGCUGAGUGAACCAAAUAUUGAACAGGCAGAAGGAAGCCUAACGAGACAAAGAAAAACAAACUUCCUGUAAUUGAGUCAUGCUGGAAGCUUAUUUCCCCUUAUGUCUAGAAGUCUGAAAAUUUAAAUUGGUGCAGAUGAAAUCCUGCUGGAAGGAAAGCACUCACUAAGGCAGGGGGUUUGUGAAGAAAUGAAGGACUGCAUUCUGUACCUGUGAAAUACUGUAAUUUUACAGCAGGGAUCUCUGUCUUUUCUACAAGUAGAAAUGCUAGGGAGGGCAGGGAAAUGAUUUUGUUUUUAAAACAGGAGGAGAAAAUUUGUAGCGAGCUGACCGGUUCUUUUCCUGUCUUUGCUAGCAACUAACUGUUCAGUUUGAUCAUACAACAGUUUCUCAUGACGUGUUUCUGGAUCAGUGAAAAAGGACACAACACAAUGCUGUCAAGCUUAGCUGUGCAGGCUGUGUUUCUGUAAUGGAUAAUAAGUUUAUCAAUAGGAAAUGCCAGAUUAGGAUAUUUGUAGACUCACUGAUCAUUGAUACCUGAACUUUUUCUGAUGAAGAUGUGUUUCUCCAUCGAAAUGACACUCAGAUGUGCUUUUGAGAAAUAUAUAUUUACUUGUUUUUUAUGAGGUAAUUUUUCACUAAUCUAGGCAGCCUGUAUCCUAGAUCCUAGCCUAGAUCCACUUCCUUGGAUCUACAGAGCACAGUUUGGAAAUCACUGGACUAAGGUAGCACAAAAGAAAUAAAAGCCGGCUGUCAUUUCUUGGUUAGUUGUAUGAAUGCUACAAGGAGAAAGAUGAUACUGCUAGGUAGUCUGAUACAACAACUCCUUUCUUCCUGCCUUUAAAAGAAGCAUGAUUAGGAUUAAAAUUCAGGAAGUUAUUCUAGGUGGGAUGAUAAGGAAAUUGUGCUAUAAACUGUAGAAUGUCCAUGUCAGCUCUGGAACCAGAUGAGAGAAAGGUGGCAGUUUCAUCGUAUUUCCUGUUUUGUUGUGGAAGGGCAUUUCUCAAAUUGCUUGUCCCUCCCUAAAAACCUUCUGUUUAACUUUCUCAUUUAAACCACAAACCAUGGAUUUUCCUUAGCUAAUUUUUGUUUGUGCUUUUGUGAUAUUCAGACCUUUCAAUGCAGUGUAAUUUUGUACACAAUUACUGUCUGUAGUUUUGUGAGGUCUAAACUCAUUGAGAUGGGCAUAACUAUGACAGAGCAGUUUGUGAAGACAGGAAAAAUUGCUUUUAACACACUGGCCUUUGUUAAGCCUGGCAGUUUCCAUAUUAAUUAGCCAGUACAAUGAAAUAGUAAAUAAUAUUUUGCCAAGUAAUAAAAUUUCUCAAGGUUGCACAAUAGUUUUCCAAUGAAAUCAAUCACUGUAGUAAAUUAACAGCACUAUUGAUUUAAAAUGGUCUCACCUGCAAUUGCGUCUUCAUUGUUUGUUUUUCCAACUGGAUUCCAAUUUCUAGACAUCUUUAUUAUACAUAUGUAUUUCCCAUAUUACUAUGGGAAAAAUUUAUUUGCUAUUUGUGCCCAUAUGGUGUAGCUUUUUUGUCCUUGAAUGGAUGGCUAAAUUUUCUAAAUAUUGGGCUUAACAAUUAACAUUGUUUGUACAUGACAGCACAACUGAUUGUUUUUAGGAAAACAAAGCCGUUUAUCUGGAUUGAGAUAUUAAAGAGGCUUAAAAGACAUUACAAGAAAUACAUUAGUGUUGUUUACUCAUUCAUUGACUACUCCAUUUUUUUCCAUAAUAAGAAUAUUUAAUAUUCUUCAUACAUAUAUCACUUUACACAAAAUUCUGUAUGGGUUUUAAUUCAUUAAAAUAUUUUCCACAACACUGAGAAGUUUAACAAUAAGGUAGUGCAUAAAAAUCAGAACAUGAAAAUGACUCAAAAGAGUCCAGGUUAGAGAUCACACUGAGUGUAGUUGAUAAGACAAAUAAGUAACAAAAAAGAUGGAAAAUCUAUUUAGUUCUUAAAAUUUUCUUCCUGUAAAAGCUUGAAGUCAAGUGUUUAACACACUUAAUAAAAGAAAAAUGGCAGGAACUUACAAAUGAGCAAAUGAACACCAAUGUGUAACUACUCUCGAUUCUAACUGAAUUUUGGGAGACCAUUUCCUUAAUUUAAUUACCUUACAGCUGGCAUUCUGUAGAGAUGAGAAAAUCUGAGAUCUAGAUUAGAGUUACACAUAUUUUUAAAUCAUUUGGAAGAUAGAUGUUUAACUAAGAAUUGUAGGAAAGAUAAGGAAUGUUGUGCAUUAAGCUCAUGUCAAUUAUCUCUGUUAGUUGUCCUGGAAUACACUAUUACAUAAUAUGUAGCUUGAUAGCAGGGUGAAAAGGAUAUUUUUCAGGUUUGUGUUUUAUUUUUUUUUCUUCUGUCUUUGGGGCAGGACACAGCAAUCUAAUAUUAGCCUUAAGUGAAAACAUACGACUCUUUUCCUUGAGUCAGUUGAUCUGGGCACUGGGUAAAAGAGUCAAUGUACUGCCUUUGUCUUGCUCAUCCUCCCCUCUGACAGACACUGAGAGAAGCAGGCAUGUUCCUUUGAAAUACCAGGAGUCUGGGCAACCCUGACAGACUGGGAAUUUUUGGUUAUUUUUGGUACAUCUAAAUGAUGAGAUGGAGAAGAGACUUAAUUUAGCUCGUGUAGUUUGGAAAAUAGACUCUUCCAACUCCUGUUAGUUUUUAAAGAUGUUUAAAUAGGAAUGUACACAAUUUCCAAAGAAGAUGUGCCUUUUCUGUGUUUGAGCUUGUUCACACGCUUUCAAUAGUGACAACUGGGAUUUUCUAUGGGACCAAAGGAAAUCUGUGAUUGGUAGCUAAACCUUAAAAAACUGACACACUGAACAUUUAUGUUUGAUUACAGGAGAGGAAUCCUGAAACCCCAGUGAAUUAUUGAAGUAUUUCAACCACGCACAGAAAGAGCUGGGUUCCAAAGAAUGGGGAAAAAUAGCGGCAUGUUGAAAAUAAGUCACUGAGCUAUGUACAGGGACCCAAUCACUGACCAGAGAGACUGAAAUGAACCUCCCACUUGUUUCUAGGGCUUACAUUUAGGUAGCUAGCUUUCUGUUCAUAAGAACUAGGGGCAUAUUCCUCCACUGGACUAUCUAGAGCUGUGUAGGUGAGCAUUGAGCAUCUCCUUUGCUUUGACGAGUGCUGCUUCAGCUGGUGUUUCUAUGUGAGGGGGCACUCCUUUUCCUUCCCAAGAAGUGCUGUCUGCAGAGAUGACUGAUCUGGAGGUGGGGAUGAAGAUGUAGAAGUUGGUUUCAUCUACCUGAUACAUCUGUGGGGAAUGGCAGCCACCACUGGUCUGCUCCCCAAUGAUGAGAGCUCUGCCUAGUCUCUUCAUUAUGGAUACAAACUCUUCAGCAGCCCCAGCUGUCACAGCACUGGUAAGGAUUACCAGCCCCUUCUGAGAGCCGUACCUCUCCCCUGUAAGGUGGGAAAAAAACCAUCAGAAAUGAAUCAAUUUUCAGACAUUUGUUUGUAUAAUAGAGCAAAGAGAAGCCAAGAUAGAGGCUUCACUCCCUACCUGCUAUUAACAACCCAAGAAGUUUGGAAAUCUGCUUUGUAUCUAUGAUAGUAUUAAAAUACUUUUAACACGAGCCCAGACUCUAUGCUGUAAAAAAAGGCUGUCUCCCUAUGUGGUGCUCUUGUGCCAUCAGUUUCUGGUUAUGAGCUCCAUCAGGAGAGAAGCCAGCUCAUGAUUACUAUUGUUAGCUCUUUUGUGGCUUUGACUUUUACAGGAGCUCCAGAUCUCAUCAGAAUAGUGGAAUAGACAGGUGGGAAAAAUGACAUCUUCCACUCAUCCAGAAGCAUUUUCAGUUUCACCCUCAUCCCUGCUCUAGGAACAUGGCUGUCACAGAGCUUGGCCUUCAACUAUGCAGGCAUCAUUUUAUGAAAUCAGAAUUAUAGUGGUUUUCCACAGUUUUUUAUAGUCUGUAAGUGGAAGCUAUACAUGGCCUUUGUCCCAAACCCUUUGACACCCCUUUUUUAUUAGGAUCUGAGCCAAAUUAUCUCAUUUUCUCACAUAAAACAGCUGACAGGAAUAGGAAGGAUUUUGAACCUUAUUUUCAAUAUCUAUGAACAUGUUAGAUACUUUUUGAGAGGUUAGUUUCUUUGAAAAAGUGACCAGUAGGUAAUAGCUAGGACUUGAUAACUUGAAAACUAAACUGCUCUAAAAACGUCAUUCUAUAAGUAAGUAAUAGUAUGACUUAAAAUCCUCAUGCUAAAUUCUAAGAGAGGGGCCAAUAGCAUGGUAAUUAAUUUUCACACCAUUUUUGGUCUUCUCAUUUCACUAUAAACAUAAUAACCAUUAGAAGAUUCUUUUCACAGUAGAUAUAUAUAAUACAGGACCCGAUCCAGCUCCUUUGAAGUCAAUAUGAGUCUGCCCGUUCUCUUUGAUGGGAACUGGAAUGUGUCCAUAGAAAUCAUAUCCUUUAGCACAACCGACCUCUGACUGCCUGGGAAAAUAGAUGGACCCUGCAGACUGUGACAAAGUUUAACCAUUUCAGCAUGAUCCAGGCCAACAACUCCAGACACCAUUAACUUUUUUGCUACUGUCUUAGCUUAAGAGGGGAAAAUAAUUAAACCCGUGUUUAAGGGCUCUUAGAACUCUAACUGCAGUUUGUGAGCACUGAAGAGCUCUGUUUCUGCAUGUUGCAGCAUCCUUUCAACUUCCACAAAUAGUGGGGCAGGCUAUGUGUGGGGUGUGUGUCACAUUGCCAAAUGCUUUAAACUCACCCAGAUAUGCAAAAAUUAAUGUUUUUCUUUCUCGUCUCUGGACAAACUAGGGUGUUAAGGUGUUUUCAUCUACUGAUGUAGAGGAUUACACAGGUAGGUAUUAGGGAACAACAUAUAAAACUGUAUGGGAGUAUUGGAAGAGACAUUACUAGAACUCUAGGCAACACUGGAUUAAUUUUUAAUUUUGGCAACUUUUAAAAGCAACAAGUUACAGCUGCUGUACACAGUAUUUGGCUCAACUUCUGGGGACCAAUUUACAAACCUCUGUGCCUAACAUACCCCAUUCUUAGGAGUGAUAAACUGUUAUUUGUAGAUGGCAUUGAGGGACAUGGCUGAAAUGCACAUUUUUUGUUUCUACAUUCUCUACACAGAUUGAGCUGAUCAUGGCAGGUGCUUUCACCAAAUGAGUUACAGUAUUUAAUGGCUUGUUUAAAAUGCACAAGGAGAGACAUCUGAAAUGGAAAGCUACUCUGGAAAGAAACUGUCAUUUACCUUUGAGCUGUGGCUGGGUCCAUAUCUCCUUUACUGAGUCACUGGGUCUGUUGUAAACUUUGUCCAAGAGAAUUGGGUGUCCUUCAUCAAAGAAAUAUGAGCAUAGGAUUGCUAUGGGUGUAGUGGAGCCUCCAAUAUUGUACCUUUUCAAGAAUUAAAAAUAUUAAGGAAACAAGUGAAAAUUUGUGUCAGGCAGUAAAUCUUCCUUCCCAAGUAUUGUUCCAUAACAUCAGUCCCGAAAAGGCUUAUGGCUACAUUUUGAUACAUUUACAUUCAUUCUCCCCUAUCAGCAUUUGUGCUUCUAUCAGAUCAACAAAAUCCUGUCUAAGAGUGUUGGAGUUUUAUUGCCCACAACUGAUUUCAAAAGCAAAUACAAAACAUAAAAGUCUUAUUUUUUUCUUGAUGUUACGUAGGAAAAAUCAGAAAGUAAGCAAAGACUCUAAAUCUGCAGAGAAACAUCAUACUCUUGUUAUUUUACUCUGAGUAACCCAUUCUGUUCCUGGUGUCGGCAGCAAGGAGUGAAUACAUAAACCCUAAAACACAAAGUAGAUUCCAAUUAAAGCAACAUAUGUUUGUAGAACUGUUGUGUUCCUAUUUUUUGCUAUACAAAAUGGGAAAACUUAGAAGUUUAGAUAAGUCCAUCUUUUUUGUGUCUAAAGAUUGCGUUAGUCGCUUCAUUUAGCACAGUCGUAGUUGAAAACUUUGGUCAUUGUUUAAUUCCAUAGCAGUCUCUGAAGAUUAAUUUUACUGAAGAGCUUGUCAUUGGAGAACCCCUGCUAUGAAUACACAAAAUUAACUGCCAAAAUAUUUUUUCCUGUCACUUUUCACUAAUACUAGAGCACAUACAACUCUAGAAAUGUUUGUACUUUGCUUACUGAUAGAGUGUGGAUAUAGUACUUUCCUCUAGGUGAUGUUAGGAGUACCUAGCACAGACAUUCCAGCAAAAACCUGCUAGAAAAUGAGUUUAUUCAGUUCAAUCUAUAGCUAAGAUUUUGCACCUCUGGAAAAGGAUCUGACAGUCCCAGAGGCCUCUGUUCCGAAGAGUGAAGCUACAUCUUUAUUCUUCAGCAUUUGGGAGCUGCAUGAUUGACACUGUGAUUGGCUAGAAGUUAAAUAACCAUCUUCAGUGUGUCCCUGAUAGUGCUGUGCUGCCAGGAGGUGCUGCUGCUGCACAGCCCAUGCGACAGCUCAGCCCAGCAGAGCCCAGUUUCCUUCAGGUGCCAUCACGGCUGAAGUUGAUGGCAGGCAGGGCAAUGCUGGAAUGCUCUUCCUGGGACUCUCUUGCAGACACUGAAACUGCAGUAACUUUAGUCAGUAAUAAUGUCUGAGCAGUUGCCAGAGUUUGAACUUAAAUUUUGAAUGCUAGUGCUCCUUCUUACAGAUGCCUUGUGUGACCUUAGGGAGGCCUUUUAGUUCAUCAGUGUCUCUUGUCAAUGCUGUGAGAGUUAAAAAUAUGAAGUUCAUGAGUGGCACAGCUGUUCCAGGAAGGGGAACUAUUAAAGUGAGAGACAUUAUGCAUUAUGGUUAAUCCCAUGCAAAAUUGAAAUUAUCCAAAUAUGAAGUUCAUGAGUGGUACAGCUGUUUCACGGAGGAAAACUUGUAAAAUGAGAAACAUUAUUCAUUACAGUUAAUCCCAUGCAAAAUUUAAAUCAUUAGCCUUAAAAUUAUAAGAUUGGCUUACAGAGAAUUUCAAAAGGCUUGUUUGGGGUUCUCUUUUGUAUGUCUUCAGAGACUGGGUCUUUUAUGUGCACUCAAAGGACUGAAAAUACAUUAAAUAUAAAAAAAUAAACCAAACCAAAACAACACAAGAAAGGAGCUAUAAUGAGACCAUUUGGUACCUGAGACGUGAUUUCAUCUUUGCUGCUUCAGUGCCCCCAGCCCUGAAAUUUUUAGCUUGGGAGAAAACUGGGGCAAGAAAGAGGAAAGUCCCAGUCCUAUCUCAAGUCUAUUGGAAGAUGGUGGUGCUUUUGCUGAAUUCAAAUCCAGUCAUGGGUGUGUUAUGUUCGUCGCUGCCUUGCCUCCUCUGUUCUCACAUAGUAAGAUCUCUGUCUCUGCUCUCAUCACUGUGGUCAUCUUUUCCUCCCUAUGAUGCAAAUCCCAAUUACUUCCCAAAUUGUAAAUUUGGGAUUAAGAAGAUUACCAAAUAUUAAGAGCCCCAUGAUAACAAUAGACACAAAUGGUUCUAGCAUUAAAACCAAGUCCUUACAAAGUCCUUCUUUUCUUUGGUUUAUAUUUGUAAUCUUCUGGGCUCACACACAUUAACUCUGGACCACAACAAGGGCAUUACUUCCCUAAAUACUGUGUAGGAAAUGUGAAUGUUUUAUAUUAAUCUGCUUUGAUUGCUGGUGAAAAAUGAAUGACAUCUUAUUGCUCAUAAGAUUUGGAGCACUAUUGACACACUGGAGUGUCCAACAGAAUUCUAAGAAGAGGGCAGGUGUACAGUGCUGCAGCUUGGUGCAGCAGGGCCCAGGAGUGCUACAGUACCUCUAGGCACCUCUGUGCUCUGUGCACAAGGCCCGUUCUGUACAGACCUGAUUGCCCAGAAUUAUUUAGCACUGCAGAUAUGGCAAAUUAAAUGUUGUAACACAGCCUUGCACAUAGUCUGUCUUUUUGACUGUUGAAUCACUUGGCCACUACAUGAAGUAAAUAUUUAUUUUAUAAAUAUAUAUAUAUGGUACAUGGAGAGUUAGAUUAGAAAGAAGUUAGAGAAAUAAAACAAAUGUAACAUCCAGAACUGCAUUCUGCAAACUAUUCCCUAAAUUUGCCUAUUUAGUUCUAAACAUCUCAAGUGAUGAUACAAUUUAUUUUGAGAUAUACUUCCAGACUGUUAUUAUUUUCCUUGGCUGUUUUUCUUUUCUCAUUUAAUCCCAGCAAUGUUAGCCUGUAAACAGGAUAGUAAGCCAUGUAAAGCUAAUUCACUGUUACAAAUAAAAUGCUGUUUUGAAAGAGC